AUGACGCCAGUCGCUCUAACCAUUUCACGACUGUUGCGACAACAGGCACAGUCAAUGACCACAAGGUCUCUAAUGCGGCAACCACUUCUCCACAAGCAACAGCGCACUAUUGCAUCACAGCAGUUCUCUCAAUCCUCGAGAAAACUCGGUCAAUCAAGACCUUCACUACAUACCUGGAAACCAAUCAAUCAAACCCUACCAAAACAAAAACGCUUCUCAUCCUCCACCAGCACAAAUGAAACAGCACACCACCAAUCUCAUACCCAAAAUCAACAACAAACAAAACAACAAGCCCAAUCCUUCUCCCAGCGCAUGAAGACCCUUUCUCGCGAAUACGGCUGGUCAGCACUAGGCGUCUACCUCGCCCUCUCCGCGCUCGACUUUCCAUUCUGUUUUGCGGCUGUUCGAUUAUUCGGCGUUGAACGAAUUGGGUAUUAUGAGCAUUUGGUUGUUGAGGAGGCGAAGAAGUUGUUUUAUUCCGUUGUGCCGAUUGAGAGGGCGACGAUAGAGGGGGAGACUGAUGCUGCUGGUGGUACUGAAGCUGGGGGAAAGAUUACUGACGAAGGAGCAAGUAUAUGGACACAACUCGCAAUAGCAUACGCAGUUCACAAAAGCUUCAUAUUCUUCCGGGUCCCGCUCACAGCCGCUGUGACACCCAAAGUCGUCAAAACCCUGCGAAGCUGGGGUUGGAAUAUCGGCAAAAAGACUUCCAAGGCUGCCAAAUAA
Messenger RNA from Talaromyces marneffei, 726 nucleotides. RefSeq lists its product as uncharacterized. The coding region runs from base 1 to 726 and encodes 241 amino acids. Gene Ontology annotation, cellular component: mitochondrion. Lineage: Eukaryota; Fungi; Ascomycota; Eurotiomycetes; Eurotiales; Trichocomaceae. The transcript is spliced from 2 exons. The record is from RefSeq and is a predicted model, not a curated record.